Messenger RNA from Salvelinus namaycush (lake trout), 2688 nucleotides. RefSeq names its product pannexin-1-like. Lineage: Eukaryota; Metazoa; Chordata; Actinopteri; Salmoniformes; Salmonidae. Gene Ontology annotation, molecular function: channel activity. The record is from RefSeq and is a predicted model, not a curated record. Gene Ontology annotation, biological process: positive regulation of interleukin-1 production; monoatomic cation transport. The transcript has 8 exons. Bases 259 to 1620 code for a protein of 453 amino acids.
ACCAGAUACAUUAUUUAGCUAGCUAAAUUCAUAGCAUGGCUUGAUUGAUUUAUAUAGUUGGGUCAAGCGUACACGUGACACACUAGUUACAUUAACUUACCGGUAGCUUAGCUUGCUAGCUAGGUGUUGUCAACUUUUCAAUGGUGCGUCUUUCAGUUUCAACUUUAGCGUUGUCAUUUCGAGCUCACGAGAGCGAGGGUAAAAAAGUUUAGAAACGAAACGGUGGGUCGAUCUGCUAAGAAGACAACAGAGUCAGAGAUGGAUAUCGCCCACGUCGCUACAGAGUAUGUGUUUAGUGAUUUCCUCCUGAAGGAGCCGGGUCAGGGAAGGUACCGCGCCGUGCGCACUGAGCUAGCCGUGGACAAGAUGGUGACGUGCGUGGCGGUGGGACUCCCUCUCCUCCUCAUCUCUCUAGCCUUCGCCCAGGAGGUCUCUGUGGGUGUUCAGAUCAGCUGUUUCCCUCCAGCUAACUUUUCCAGGCGUCAGGCCAUGUACGUGGACUCCUACUGCUGGGCAGCCCUACACACUCGAACACUACAGUUAUGGCAACACAAGUUCUUCCCCUAUAUCCUGCUGUUGGUAGCAGUAAUUAUGUAUAGUCCAGCAGUUUUCUGGGGUUUCUCUGCCUCUCCUCUGCUUCAGUCAGACCUCAGCUUCAUCAUAGAAGAGCUCGACCGCUGCUACAACCGUGCUGUCACUCUGGCUAAACGCAUGGCCACUGCUGGGGAAUACACAGACAGUGGUGCGUCCGACCCUACUGAGGGGUGUUUCAUGUACCCGGUGGUGGAGCAGUAUCUGCUGACCAAGAGGAGGAGUGUUGUGUUGUUGUGGCGCUACCUGCUGUGUCGAGGCCUCAACCUGCUCACCUUGCUUUUGGCCUGUGUCUACCUGGGCUACUACCUCUGCCUCGCCUCCCUCACUGACCAGUUCGGCUGUUCCCUACGCACCGGACUCCUGGCCAAUGACACCUCGAUCCCCGACCAAUUACAGUGCAAGCUAGUCGCCGUGGGCGUUUUCACUUUGCUAAGCUUUGUUAACCUGCUGGUGUACGCCAUGCUGGUUCCCGUGGUGAUAUACUCCGCUCUGCGCCCUUUCCUCCAAUCACACACCCAUUUCCUGAAGUCCUACCAAUCACUGCCUACCACCGGUGUUCUGCCGCGCCCCCAGGGGCAAUGGGAUGACCUGACACUCUACUUACUUUUCCUGGAAGAAAACCUCAGCGAGCUCAAGUCCUACCAGUACAUGAAGGUGUUGGAGUUGCUGAGGAGGAGGGGGGUGUGUGAGGGCGAGGACUUUGAUGCCAUGAGACUGCUUCAGAUGCUGUGUCUGGUGAAGACUGAUGUCACAGACGGAAAGAGGAGCAACGCAGCUACCUCCAAUGCUAGUGACAAAACCCCCAAUGAUAAUGCUGGCCUUAAUGCUAAAGCUAAUGACAACCCUAUUGCUAAAGCUAGCCAAAUUGCUAAUGCUAACCCUGUCGCUGGGGAGGCCAGUAGCAAGGCCCAAGUCCCCAGUCCAGCUUCUCCAGACCCAGGCCGAAGCCAGACCAGUGCCACUGAGAUGACAGGCAACAGUGGAAUGGAAGGCGGAGUGACGAGGGGGCGGUCCGACAGCGAAUGAUCUGAUCGUUGUCAUGAAGGAACAGCCCCAGUGGGUUGUGGGACACUAGGAACCAGAGCGGUUCUAAGACCCAGACACUCAACAAGCCAUUAUCUAAACAACUCAGACUAAGGAUUAGCAGAGAUGUCUUGAUGUCAAUGGGACACUUAACUAACGCCCGUGGUACUAGCCAACAAUGCCAUGAAGUAGCUUUGAUGUGAUCGAGGAUUUGAAUCGGACAAGCAGUUUCUGGGUAUCUUCCUAUAUUCAAAGCCAUACUGCCCAAGGUGUAUUUGUGUGUGGUGGUGGUAUACUGUCUGCAGAAGGGUCGAUCUAUAAACUAUGGUACCACUGAGGAUUUCCUACACAGGACAACUUGAUACAGCUGUUGAUAAUACAUUGAUAAUAUUCUGGCUUUUUAAAAAAUGUAAUUACAUGAAGAAAUAAGGGGAGAUCGUGGCUAUAUUCAAUACAAUUCACAAGUUGAUGUGGGGUUGCUGAGGAGUUUACCUGUCUAAUAAAGCCCUUUUGUGGGGAAAAACUCUGAUUGGCUGGGCCUGACUCAUGGCUGCACCACAGCCCAGUCAUGUGAAAUCCAUAGAUUAGGGCCUAAUCAAUUUUAAUUUCCUUAUAAGAACUGUAACUCAGUAAAAUCUUUGAAAUUGUUGCGUUUAUAUUUUUGUUCAGUACAUAUUAAGCCCUAUAUGUACAAUUGGAGGUCCCUUGAAAAUUAUAAUUAAUCGCUUGAAAAAGUCCCUGAAAGUCCUUGAAUUUGACUUGCCACUGUCUUUAUGAACCCUGCUUAAAGGAUGUAUAGUCCAAUGUUGUUGUAUAGGUGGAGUUAUGGGCCAAUUUGCAUAUAUUCACUUUUAUUACUCUAAAUACAUGUGGAACUGCAUGAUAAUCUUUUUUAUUUUAGUUUCAAACCAUUUUGAUAUUUUGAUCCAAAUGUCACACAUUGGCCCCAUUAUUUAUAUAAAGACCCAGAACUGUUAUUUUUAUAACAGUUAUUUUUAGUCCAGAAAUAGGCUUUCUGGGCCCGGAAGCCAGAUUGUGAUGCAUAUGUUAAUGUGGAUAAACAAAAUUAAA